Molecule: messenger RNA, 5706 nt
Organism: Prorocentrum cordatum
Lineage: Eukaryota; Dinophyceae; Prorocentrales; Prorocentraceae
Source: the annotation of a GenBank genome assembly
AUGGCUACCAACGAGGAGCUGUUCCGCCAGAUGCAGGCCCUGACCGCGGAGGUGCAGAGGCUGAGCGAGGAGAACGCUCGACUGCAGCGCGAGCAGCAAGGCGGGCUCCAGGCCAUCCCGGCCCUCGUGGAUGCGGUGACCCGCCUGACGGGUAGGCCCGACCAGUUCCAGAGGCUCGUCGACACGAAAGGGAUCGGCAAGCCCUCGGUGUUCGACGGGUCGGAGGCCAAGGCAGUGCUGGAGUGGAGCGUCGAGCGGCACGACUCGAUCGAUCGCGGGCUCUGGCAGGCGGCUUUCGGGCCGCACAGCGAAGGCGAGAUCGACCACAUCGACGAGAUGGUGGCGCAGCUGCACACGGCGAUCCAGCAGCUCGUGACGGGCGAGCCCUUCGACAUCACUCAGAACGUCGACAAGGGCAACGGGCUCGAGUGCUGGAGGCGCCUCGCGAGGAGGUUCGACCCUUCCACCGGCGGGCGGAAGCGGAACUUGUUGAAGCAGGUGCUCUCGCCCGGGCGCUGCAAGCUCGAUGAGCUCGCGGGUGCCCUGGAGAGGUGGGAGGAGGCCGUGAAACGGUACGAGUCCAGGAGGGGCGACGACGGCAACCGCGAGCGGCUCUCGGACAGCGUGCGGAUGUCUGCCUUGGAGAGCCUGCUACCAGCUGAGCUCGAAGAACACGUUCUUCUCAACCAGAGCCGCCUGAACACCUACGAGCUGCUCAGGAGGGAGAUCGCGUCGUACCUGGAGGCCAGGACCGGUGCUCGACUUCGAGACGCCCCGGUGCUCACCAAGGCGCAGCGCGACCCCAACGCCAUGGACAUCGGCGCCCUGGUCCGCGCGUACCAGGGCGGGAAGGCCGGCAAGGACAAGGGCGGCAAGGGCAAGACGGGCACUGGCAAAGGCAAGGACGACAAAGUCAAGAAGGGAGGUAAGGGCUCAGGCCCAGGCUCAGGCAAGGGGUCUGACACGUCCCACCUCGUCUGCUGGAACUGCGGGCGUUCGGGGCACAAGAGCUCGGACUGCUGGAGACCGUCGGCCUCGGCGGAGGUGAUCGCCAAGGCUAAGGCUAAAGCCAAGGGCAAGCAGAAGCCGAAGGGCGGCGGCAAGCACGACGCAGGCGCGCUGGACGUCGGAAAGUCCGAGGAGGAGGCCCCGGGCAACUGGGAGCCAGAGGACCACAUGUUCUUGGAGCUGUUCUCCGCCGAGCGCGAGGAGAGCGCGAAGGAGGUGAACGGGGGGAUCGUGGGCGACAAGGGCUGGGUGAAGGUCAACUUCGACAGCGGAUGCGCGAGCUCGGUGAUCCCCCGCGAAUGGACUCCAGCGACUUCGGCCCCUUCGAGUCAGAGGUUCAAGACGGCGAGUGGUGGUAUCAUCGCAGACGAGGGCGGCGGGGUGCUGGAGGGCGUCAACGAGAAUGGCGCCAGGAUGCGCCUCGCCGGGCGCAGGGCUGCUGUUACCAAACCCCUCGUCUCGGCCAGCGAGAUGCUCAAGAAGAGGAUCGGCAUCCUGGACGAGAGCUGCGGCAUGGUGAUCGAGAAGGGUUCCACUGCCGGACGGGCGAUCAUGAAGCUGGUCGCUAAGCUCAAGGAGACGGGAGCGCUGGAGAACAACAUCAGGUUGCACCAGGAGCGCGGGGUGUACAACGCCUACCUGAAGUUGCCGGAGGAGAAGGCCAGGGAGCUGGAGCAGUUGCCGCUGAACACGAUCGAGUCGGAGCUGGCCCAUCGCCGAGCCGAGGUCCCUACGGUCGUCACCGACUACGGCUACCUCAACGCUAGCGAGUCGGACAGCAGAGGCCGCGACGCCAGCUCUGCGAUCACGGUGUUGGUGAUGCACGACUGCUUGCCGAGCGGGACGGGCUGCUACGGCGCGAGCUCGGUCCCGGCCAAGGGGAAGGGCGACUUCAGCUCGAGCGUGGCGGUCGACUUCUUCAAUCACAUCGGCCACAAGAGGUGCAUCUACCAGUCGGACGGCGAGAACCCGCUGCUGGCGCUCAAGAGGGACGUCUGCAGCAAGGCCGAGGGGAAGGAGCUGCUGCUUCGCGAGAGCCCGGUGGGAGAGCACCAGGCGAAUGGAGCAGCCGAGAACGCGGUGAAGGUCAUCAAGGGCGUCGUCAGGACGGUGCUGGUGUCGGCCCAGGCCAAGUGGAAGCAGCGUCUGCCGUUCGGGCACCCGCUGAUGCUGUGGGCCCCCACCUAUGCGGCCCAGAUGCUGAAUAGGUUCAAGAUCGGCGACGACGGCAAGACGAGUGAGCAGAGGAGGUCUGGCAAGCGCUGGGAGAAGGUGACGGUUCCCUUCGGCGAGCGCAUCCAGGUGAAGAAGCUGGUGAAGGACUCGCUCAAGCGCGACCUGGGACCCUGCUGGGUCACGGGCUACUGCGUGGGCCACACCAGCAGGAGCGGCACGGCGCUGGUGCUCACCUCGAAGGGGGUGCAGCGCGGCACGGAAGAGGUCCUCGGGCUCAAAGGCAAGCCUUGGGACUGGAAGGGCGGCGAGGAGCGCUACGCGGCAGCUCCGGCGGACGUCGCCCCGAGAGCUGGGCGCAUGGAUGCGCCAGUGGUGGCGGCGCUGCCAGCAGCCGCCGAGCCGCGAGACGUGGGCUUCUACGUCACCAGGGCCAACAUCCUGGACGCGGGCAUCGGGCCGACCGAGGGCUGCGUCGCCUGCGAGAACCUGGUGGCUACUGGGCGCGCAGGAGUUGCCCACUCGGAGCUGUGCCGACAACGCGUGAUCGAGGCGCUGGCGGCUCGAGCCCCGAGAGACCUCGAGGGCAGGAGAGGCGCGAAGCAGGCGCGGGCGGAUCCGCCGCCCGUGGGGUCUUCGGCGCCGCGCGUCAGGAGGCGUGAGGAGGAGCAGCCGCCCCAGGAGGCGCGUGCAGCCCCCCAGCCUAUGGCGACGGGCGGACUCGAGGAAGUGCCGCUCGAGUUGCAGUCGCUCGCGUUCUCGGAGUACUGCAACCCAGGAUGCUUCACUGAGCUUGCUGGGGAGUUUGGCAUGCUCCCAGGGCUAGCGGCGGACAUCAGCCUCAAGGACCGGGAGUCUCAGGAGGCGCUGGACAUGAGGAAGAUCGUGAACCAGCAGAGGUACAUGCAGGCGCUCGAGGACCAGGACCCCUACUUGGUCAUCGGGGCGCCGCCCUGCACGCGCGUCUCGAAGCUGACGAGCUUGAACCGCGGCAAGUACAAGGACCCGGAGGCGCACGCCAAGGCCGAGGAGGACGAUCGUGCGUUGCUUCGCUUCGGGAUGGAGGUCUACAAGGAUAGGCACGCCAAGGGCAGGUGGUUCUUGCACGAGCACCCUUGGGACGCCAAGUCGUGGGACGACGAGGCGGUGAAGGAGGUGGUCUCGCUCCCGGGGGUGUACCUCGUGCGAGGGGACAUGUGCGCCUGGGGCCUAGAGCUCAAGGGCGACGACGGGAAGGUCGGGCCGGUCAAGAAGAGCACCGGCUGGCUGACCAACAACGAGCGCCUUGCUAAGGUGCUAGCAGUCUGUUGUCCUGGAGGACAUCGACACGUACCGCUACUUGGCGGAGGCCGUGCUAGGAAGGCGCAGUCCUACACGCCUUCGCUACGCCGCGCGAUCUUGCAGGGGCUCAAGGAGGAGCUCGAGAUCGCGGGCGAGAUCAACUCGUUCGAGGGCGUCGGGCCGGUGCCAGACGAGGAGGCGCAGUACUUCAAGCCAGACGCCCCUCCAGGUGCAGCGGAGUCGGACAAGUGGUACUGGGGCGACGUCAACGGGGGCUGGCUCGACCCUGCGGGAGUACGGGCCGCGCGCCAGGAGGAGCUGGCCUGGAUGAAGCAUCGCGAGGUGUUCGAGCCGAGCGACGAGGAGACCUGCGGGCGCCUGACCGGUCGGGCGCCGCUACGGACGCGCUGGGUCGACACCAACAAGGGCGACGAGCAGAGGCCAAAGUACCGCUCCAGACUGGUCGCGAUGGAGAUCAAGGCUGCGAAGAAGGCGUCCGAGCAGAUGAGCGCGAGCGAGCUCUUCAGCAGUACGCCGCCGCUGGAGGCGGUCAAGCUCCUGUGCUCGCUCAUGGUCUCGAUGGGCCGCUCGCCCCGAGGACUCCCUCUCAAGAUCGGCUUCUGGGGCGUCAGCCGGGCGCGCCUGUACGGGGACGCCCAGAGGGUCUUGUUCGUUCGUCUUCCGGAAGAGGAAGGAGGAGGAGUCGCUCGCCUGCUACGUUCCAUGUAUGGUACUCAGGGCGCGGCUUCAGUGUGGCAGAGCGACUGGAGUCGACAGCUCUUGGAAGAUUCGUGGCGCAUGGGCGUGGCAAGCCCAGCUGUGUUCUAUCGUUCCAGUGAUGAAGGUCGCGGGUUGGCUCACGGCGACGACUUCAUGGUGCUCGGCGACGAGAUCACGCUGAAGGAGAUCGAGACGAAGCUGACCGAGCGCUACGACAUCAAGUGCACCGGGAUCUUGGGUCCCGACAGCGGGGACGCGAAGGAGGUCGUGUUCCUCAACAGGGUGUUGCGGUACGUUGACGGCUCCACCCCGGCGGUGGAGAUCGAGUCGGACCAGAGACACGUGGAGCUGCUGAUCAAGGAGCUUGGCCUCGAGAACGAGUCGAAGGGCUUGGACGUGCCGUCGGUCAAGAAGACGGAGGCGGACAUCGACUACGAGGCAAAGCUCAGCACGCUGCCCCUGGACGAGGUUGCUGCCAUCGCCGUGGACCUCGGGCUCGAGAAGAGCGUCGAGGUCGUCUGCAAUCACGGGGAGUUCCCGGUAGAGGUCUGCGGGGACUCAACGGCGGCGAUCGCGUUCGCAUCGCGCCAGGGCCUGGGUCGUCAGAAGCACGUGAUGACGAGGUACCUGUGGCUCCAGAGCGCGGUCAAGGCUAAGAGGAUCAAGCUCAAGAAGGUCGACACACGGGAGAACGUGGCCGACUCCUUGACCAAGCCGUUGUCGGCGAAGGUGGUCCAGAAGCAUCUCAAGAGGAUGGGGUACCACUUCAGGUCGAGGUGGAGCGCCCUGCACCGGACGAUCGCCAAGAGAUCGGCCACGGCCGGGGCUGGGCCGCCCCUCACGGCGGCGCUGCCUUCGGCUGCGGUGCCCGCCGGGGCGGCGCUGUCGGUGGCGCUGCUCUCAGAUAUCUGCUUUGCCCGCUGGGGUGCCCCAAGCUCACAGGAGAAGGAGAGGUCCAGCGGUCUAGCGGUGUAUGGGUACCCCGUGGCCCGGGCCGUGGUCUCGGCGGCCCCGCGGGGAACUCGCGCGGCGCUGGCCGCCGCAGCACCUUUAGCAGCGCCCAGGGCCGCUUCGAGGGAGCUUCGGCGGAGGUGUCGUGGACGGAGCCAGAGCAGCACGAGAAGGACCGGGACUCGGUGCUGCCCGCGCUGGCGGCGCUCCUGCGCGGCGGGCCCGGCCUCGGGCGCGCGUUGGCCGAGUGGUUCUUCGACGCCCUCUGCGCGAGCCAACACGCGGCUUCCGGGGCUGGCAGGCGCUGGAGCACGGGCGCCAGCAGGCUCCUCGACGCCGUGCCAGCCCGCCGAGGGCUCCUCGGCGGGAGGCGGGCCGGCGCUGGAGAGCGGGCAGCUGCUGCGCAUGGUUCCGCUGCUCGCGCAGAAGCUCGGCCUGCCGGAGUGGGUCUUCUACGGCAUCGGCGACACGAUACCGCUCUUCGACUUCGACAACAACGGGGUGAUGGACGAACAGGACGAUGACGAUGGCAGAAAAGCUGUUCAAGUCGUGGCUCAUCGAGAAGAAGAUUGA